This is a messenger RNA of Mollisia scopiformis, 1053 nucleotides long. RefSeq lists its product as uncharacterized. Gene Ontology annotation, molecular function: hydrolase activity. Bases 118 to 972 code for a protein of 284 amino acids. NCBI's taxonomy places the organism in Eukaryota, Fungi, Ascomycota, Leotiomycetes, Helotiales, Mollisiaceae. The transcript has a single exon. The record is from RefSeq and is a predicted model, not a curated record.
UCGGCAUUGAAGAAUCUCCUGACUAUUCCACACAAGGAAGAUUUCCAUCUCUACAACCAUCCUACAAACACUUUUGUAAUCUAUCAAUUCUAUUUUGAUGAAGCUUGUGUCUCCAAGAUGGAGAUAAAGUUCCAGAUCAUGUCUGAUCUUCAUCUUGAGACUCCCAAAGCCAGGCCGAACUACGAGCACUUCAAGAUCCAGCCCGCAUCUCCAUACCUAGCCCUAAUCGGUGAUAUCGAAAACACAUGGGAUCCUCGAUUGUUCUCUUUCCUCGAGGAGCAAUUGCAACAUUUCGAAAGAGUUUUCUACCUUCUUGGCAAUCACGAGCUAUACGAAUCGACCAUAUCUGUAGCCCAACAAGCUGUUCGCUCUUUUGCAGAUGAAAUGGAAAAGAUCCGCUCGCAACCAGGAACAAACAUUGGACGAUUCGUAUUCUUAAAUCAGACAAGACUUGAUCUCACAGACCACGUGACUGUCCUAGGAUGCACCCUCUUCUCGAGCAUCUCCAACGAACAACGCCAAUCAGUAACUCUUUUCUGCUCCGACUUCUCCGAGAUCGAAGAUUGGACGGUUGAUGCCCACAAUGCCGCACAUCAAUCUGAUCUCAAUUGGCUCAAUGAGCAAGUCGAGCUCCUCGAACGCCAUGAGCCGCACCGUAAGAUUGUGGUCUUCACCCAUCAUAGUCCGACACUUCUUGAAGAGGCAAACGAUAGUAGACAUCUUGAAGAUGUGAAUGGCGUGAACUCGGCGUUUGUGACUGAUCUCUCGGAUCAGCAGUGCUGGAAGAGCGACACUGUUAGGAUCUGGGCCUUUGGACAUACGCAUUUCAAUUGCGAUUUCGAGGAAGCCGGAACGAGGAAACGAAUUGUGGCGAAUCAGAAAGGGUACGGAAGGACCGAAUUGGAGACAUUUGAUCCAGGUAGGGUGAUCGAAGUUGAUUCAGCAGAGUUCGAGGUGGACGCCAAAACAUGAAUGUUGGCACAACUCAGAACACUGCGGCCAAUACUUGAUUUCCAAAAAAGCAAAAACGGCCCCCCAUUCUGGCCAAAGUUG